Molecule: messenger RNA, 837 nt
Organism: Debaryomyces fabryi
Lineage: Eukaryota; Fungi; Ascomycota; Pichiomycetes; Serinales; Debaryomycetaceae
Exons: 1
Coding region: 1-837 (278 amino acids)
Source: RefSeq, a predicted model, not a curated record
AUGACGACUUUAACCAAUAUCAAGUUUAUUACGUCUAUCAUUCAUUGGAUCUCAGACUUCCCUAAUAGCCCAAUAUCGGCUGAUUCGGUUCCAGUAGACAUAGCAAGUCCGAACGUUAUUUGUAAAACGCUAGGAAUUUUAUUGAAUGAGAACGACUUCAGUCCACAAUUAGAACUAAACGAAAUACCGGAAGUAGACAUUAAACAAGAUGCGUCUGGAAGCUUUAUAAAGAUUUCUGUAGAAGUAAGUGGAAAGAUUCAAGAAAUAGAGAGUGCCUUAGAAAAGCAUUUUGAUAAUAAUCAUAGGAAGCUAAAGAAAAUUGAAGUUUUACGACAGAUCUAUAAAGCUAUAAAUUUCUACAAGCUAGUCAUAUUUCAGGACAUUUGUGCAAUAAGUAGAUUUUGUGAGCUAAUACUUAGGAUUGGAACUUAUUCGUCUAAAUUGUCAACGUUUGGUCUAACAUCAAUAGAAUUUUUAAGUGACCAGGAUAAAGAAUCGAUUGACGAGUACUUUUAUGGAAAUGAUUUUAGAGAAAUGGAAACUAUCAAUACUUUUGAUUUAGAAUCAGGGAAUGUCACAGUAGAACUGCAUUUGUUGAUGAAGGAGGAAGGAGAAAAUAAGUAUGUACCACUGUACAAUUCUAGUGUGAGCGAACUGAGUGACACUUUGAGGACAAUCGAUAAUUUGCGGAAAACGAUUAGAACACCAGAAGGAAAUUAUGAUGACGUUACUAAAAAGAAGAAUUUUGUUGUUCAGAGAGAAGUAGAGUUUAUAGAUUCCAUUAUAUGGGAGAAUCAACAAUAUCAAAAAUUAAUAUAUAGUUUAUUAAAUUUAUGA